UCAUGACAUAAAGUAGUUGCUUUCCACCAAGCUCAUGGCUCAUUGAUUGAUCCAUUGCCAGCUCCCAGACGUUGUUGGCCCAUCUGCAACAGCCAUUAAGAUGUUUAUUGAGAAGUGAAUAUGCUCGUCAAAGAGGCUACCCGUGUUUUAUCUUCACGCGCUGACCUCGUCGCCCAUGGGGCCUCUUUGCCCAUAACUUGCACAACGCCGUUGUCGUCAUCGACAUCGCCGUCAUCACCAUUGUCUACUAAGAACCAGCAACCACGAGCACAUCGUGGUCAACAUAUGGGCUUUCCAGCGCGGGAUGUGAAGCUAGCACCGCUGUUAGAGUGUAAUCGUCCCUUUACUCGCUGCUACGCUUCCGCCUCCCAGCCUUCCCACAGUCGCCCGUCUAGCGCUCCUCCAGAUUAUACCUGGCCGACCUCAGUCCAUCCGACACCCUACGAGAUACUCGCGCAGCCUAAAGAUGCGCGGUAUGACAAGGCCUUGUUCUACCAGCUGGUGAAGAUUUACCAUCCAGAUAGGAACUACGCAGCUGCUGAUUCGCCAAUCCCACUCGCUGUACGACUAGAGCGAUAUCGCCUAGUAGUGGCCGCAAAUGAGAUCUUGAGCGACGACGCCAAGCGAAGGGCAUACGACCUGUACGGCGCCGGCUGGCGCGGUAAUCGUACACUGGAGAGUCUCUAUCGUGAAGCUGACCGGUCGUGGCGGAACGAGCCGGGCAAUGCGAGUAGGAACGCUACCUGGGAAGACUGGGAGAGGUGGCGGUGCGAGAGGAACGGUGAAAAGCCGCCCCAAACCCCUGUAUACAUGUCUAACGAGCUUUUUGUUAUCGUGUUAUGCGCUUUUGUGAUUCUAGGGAGCUACGCACAAGCACAACGAGUUACCAACCAUACCGUGAAUAUUGUUGAGUUACGCGACCAGAAGCACGCCGCUAUUAGUGACGACUUGAGGCGGCGGCAAGACCAACAAUCACCCCUCAACCGACACGAAAGGGUAGAAAACUUUUUGCGACAGCGCAACUUGGACAUACCAACUACGGCAAAUUGUCCAGUAUCUGACCCCUGUUAGUUGGUGGUAUUGACGUUUGAGCGUCCGUCAGUUCCAACUUGAAUGACUGGAAUGUUGCAGCCUCUGCGGGUGGAACA
Molecule: messenger RNA, 1148 nt
Organism: Xylaria bambusicola
Lineage: Eukaryota; Fungi; Ascomycota; Sordariomycetes; Xylariales; Xylariaceae
Exons: 1
Coding region: 121-1071 (316 amino acids)
Source: RefSeq, a predicted model, not a curated record